UCGAUCAGACUUGGAAAUAGUGCGAGACAAAGUUUUGUUUACGAUUGAAGGUGCAAUUUUUACUAGGUCCGCCUCACGGGUUCCACUAGCGAGCUGCCCAUGAUUCAGUGCAUUUCGUGCCCACCAUAAUGCGCUCCUGGACGACACGAUGGCUAUCGAGGGCGCUACAUCAAAAUUGGCAAGCUGCGAGUACGAGUGCAGAGAACAAACCUCGCGCAUACUCGCGCUUCAUAUCCGUUGCCAGUGGCUUCCCAAAGAACUUGGCCCAAUCGAAGUACAAACCUGGUAAGAUGGGCGACGACGCGUGGUUCAUUGCGAAUACCAAAACGGCGGAUGUCUUGGGUGUCGCUGAUGGGGUCGGCGGAUGGCGCAGUUAUGGAAUAGAUCCAGGCGAGUUUGCGAUGGUGCUGAUGAGGAAUUGUGAGCGGCUGGUAAAAUUUGCACGCUUCGAUCCAGUCAAACCGGUGAAUCUGAUAGCAUCCGGAUAUCGGGAAUUACGGGCCAACAGAAAAAGCAUUCUGGGUAGUAGUACAGCGUGUAUAGUGGUGUUUAAUCGCGAAGAUAGUAGCAUUUACACGGCCAACAUCGGCGACAGCGGUUUCAUCAUAGUGCGAAAAGGGGAAAUAGUGCAUCGCAGCGAGGACCAGCAGCACUAUUUUAACACACCGUUUCAGCUAUCGUUACCACCGCCCGGCCAUACCGAUGUGCUGAGCGAUAGUCCUGAGUCUGCAAAUACGACCUCCUUCCCGGUGUGCAAUGGGGAUGUCAUCCUCGUCGCUACGGAUGGUGUGUUUGAUAACGUUCCGAUUAGGUUACUAGUCGAUACUCUACAUGGGGUUGAAGGUGAAAACGAUCAGGUUAAGCUGCAGAUGUGUGCAAAUUCGAUUGCCCUUAUGGCAAGGUCACUGUCUUUCGAUAGUAAGUUUCUGUCACCGUUUUCUCUAAACGCCAGGAGAAAUAAUAUCAAUGCAAUGGGGGGAAAACCAGAUGAUAUAACCGUAGUGCUAGCAACUGUGGCUCUGUAACUUCUUAGCGAUCUGGCACAGCAAUUGGCACUGUCCGCAAAGAGGAGCCGUCGGAUAUUAGAAAGUAGUGAAUGUGGCAUGAUAGGCAGACUAUGCAACUACCGCUUGCGUGCAACCACCACCUCCCUAUGGCUAACGAUUUAGCCUGCGCCAAGGAAUCGGAAUGCUGUAAGGAGGAACCCAGAAGGUGGGCCUGUUGUAUGGGUUAAUUUUUGUUUUAGCUUUUAAGUUUAUAAAUUCUUACUCUAGACUGGGAUUCCUAAACGAUCAAAUAAAUUUUUAAGCCAACCAUAUUCAAUUGGAUUAUCUUGA
This is a messenger RNA of Anopheles coustani, 1337 nucleotides long. Its product is annotated as protein phosphatase PTC7 homolog. The transcript is spliced from 5 exons. The coding region runs from base 129 to 1025 and encodes 298 amino acids. The record is from RefSeq and is a predicted model, not a curated record. Lineage: Eukaryota; Metazoa; Arthropoda; Insecta; Diptera; Culicidae.